This is a messenger RNA of Knipowitschia caucasica, 5607 nucleotides long. The record is from the annotation of a GenBank genome assembly. Lineage: Eukaryota; Metazoa; Chordata; Actinopteri; Gobiiformes; Gobiidae.
AUGGAAAACCAACCAUUUAUGAGUCACAACAGAUCCUACGGUUUGGCCAACCCCGGCUAUGUCGCAACACCAGAGACAGCUUCAGCAAUGUUUGCCCCACCCACCCCAGACCCAGGUCCCAGCGCGCCUCCAGCCAGUAUGUUUGACAGUAUGCCUGGUUAUGAAGGGACCACACCUGGAGAUGGAGGUGGAUUUCUGCCACCUCCAAUGCCUACCAGUCCUGUACAACCACCACAACCUGGACCAGAGCAGCCACACUGGAACAUACCGUCAAUAAGUGAAGACACAGCCCGUGAUGCUUUUAUACUGUUUGCGUCGAGUAAGUGCUGUUACAGUAAAUCCCCCGCUAAGGACGGAAUCAUCACGAACAUGGAGGCCUUCAAUACAUACAGAUACAAAUUGGAAACUUUUACUGAAUCAAGAUCUACACACUGGGCACAUGAGCCAUAUCAUGGGCAGCCAGUCGAUGCCUAUGCUCAAUCACCACCAGGACCUUGGGCCAUUGCCGCUCAAGCCCCAAGCUUUUUUCAGGAUUCCAAACAGGUUAUCAAGGUUCCAUACACAUCAUCUAUGAAGCCAUGCCAUGGGUGUAUGGGAAUGGGACGAAAACCUUGCACUCAGUGUGCAGGUUGUGGCAGCAAAGUUUGUUGGGUCUGCAAUGGAAGUGGUUUUCGGCAUGGAAAUGAUCGAUGUCAUACCUGCAAUGGACGAGGACGGGACAAUUGUCACCACUGUAACGGUAAUGGAUCGUCAAACUGUACAACGUGCCAUGGGAAACAACAACUUCUGGUUUACAUCAACCUCAAAAUAAAAUGGACAAACAAUUGCAAUGAUUAUGUUGUAGAGCAGUCAAGUGGACUUCAGAUUUCCAACUUGAGCAAAGUGACUGGCAAGGAGCUUUUCCGAGACUCCCAAUACUUGGUGUACCCUGUGAUGGGGUUUCCUGAUGCGUCCGUGGUGAACGCGGCACAGCGCCUCGUUGGAGAGCAUGUAAGCAGGUUCUCCCAAACAUCACGCAUUCUUCAACAACGACAGAGUGUAGAGCUCAUUCCUGUGACCAAGGUGACCUACUCCUGGAAAGGAAAAUCAAACCACUACUUUGUAUAUGGAAAUGAGUUUAAAGUUCACACAGAUGACUAUCCUGCUACUUGUUGCUGUUCUGUCAUAGGGAGAGCACUGCACAUAGGUUGUGCCAUGGCCACAGCAUCUGCCACUGUGGACUCCAAGGCAGAGUUGACUGCACUGUUGGAACAAUGGGAAAAGGAACAACAGGGUGCUACUCAAGAACUGGUCCACAUACUGACCAAGAUCUCAGAGCUUGUGGAGAAAGAAACAGAAGAAUACCACAAAGCAGAUCCAGACCCAUUUGAUGAUCGUCAUCCUGGGAGAGCUGAUCCAGAAUGUGUGUUGGGGCACUUACUGAAAAUAUUGUUCAAGAAUGAUGACUUUAUGAACACUUUGGUGAAUAGUUAUGUGAUGAACAGCAGAGAGUUUUCCCUAAAUACUGCAGCUUGUCGCUUACUUCAAAACAUCAUGCCUGGGUUAGAAACUGCAGUGGUCUUUCAAGAAAAGGAGGGGAUAGUUGAAAAGCUUUGCAAAUGGGCUCAAGAGGCAGAGCAACCACUGCGAAUUUAUGCCACAGGUUUGUUGGCAGGUGCAAUGGAGAAUCAAGAUAUUGCUGCCAAUUACAGGGAGGAGAACUCUGUCUUGGUGCCUUUGAUGCUACAUCGUUUGCGAGAACUUCUGGAUAAAACCAUCGAGAGCAAACGUCCCAGUCCGAGAAAGAGCUUGACUCAAUCUUUACUGCCUCUAGAUGAGGAGGCCGUGGAUGGAAGCUUUGAGGACAAACCUUUCACACCAGUCAGAAAUGGAGCUGAAAAGGAUCUUAAAAACCCAGGCCCAGACGAUCCGGAGAGAUCCUUCAGUGAGCUGUCAAACAGCAGCUGGUCAGAGAUGAGCCCCUGGGUCAUUGGCAACAACUAUCAUCUUUACCCUUUGACUCCAGAGAUUGAACAGAGAUUAAUUCUUCAGUAUUUAACGCCUUUGGGAGAAUAUCAAGAGCUUCUUGCCGUGUUCAUGCAGAUGGGAGCUCGGGAACUUCUCAUGCAUUAUAUGGAUCUAAAGCAGACAAAUGAUGUACAGCUAACCUUUGAGGCCCUAAAGUAUCUUGCUUCAUUGUUACUUCACAAAAAAUUUGCUGCUGAGUUUGUGGCACAUGGGGGAGUUCAGAAAUUGCUGGAGAUUCCCAAACCGUCGAUGGCUGCGACUGGAGUGUCUCUAUGCCUGUAUUAUCUUGCCUAUAAUCAAGAUGCGAUGGAACGAGUGUGCAUGUUGCCAAACUCUGUCCUGUCAGAUAUGGUCGGCUACACACUGUGGCUGCUGGAGUGCUCACAUGCGUCCGGCUGCUGUCAUGCUACCAUGUUUUUCUCUAUAUCCUUUUCUUUCCGGGCUGUCCUUGAGCUGUUUGACAAGCAGGAUGGACUCAGGCGCCUUGUAAACUUGAUCAGCACAUUGGAGAUCUUGAAUCUUGAGGACCAAGGAGCUCUGCUGAGUGAUGAUCAGAUUUUCUCCAGCAGGCAGACAGCCAAGCACACCUGCAUGGCUCUGCGCAGGUACUUUGAGGCCCAUCUGGCCAUCAAAGUCGAACAGGUGAAGCAAUCAUUGCAACGCACAGAGGGAGGUGCCCCCAUUCACUGCCCACCAUAUUACAAGGCUGUGAGCUACAGUCGCGAGCAGGUGGUGGAGAUGAUGGAGUUUCUAACAGAGUACAGUCCACUCAGACUGUACUGGGAACCUGCUGAGGUUUUUCACAAACUAUCCUGUGUCCAGCUCCUUCUGCAGCUCAUCUCUAUUGCCUGUGAUUGGAGAACAUACUAUGGCAGGAGUGACACGGUUCGCUACGCACUAGACCUCCUCAGUAUCCUCACAGUUGUACCAAAGACUCAGCUGCUGUUGUCUGAACCUGUAGCUGUGCUUGACGAGGCCGGUUCAACUUCCACCAUUGGAAUGAGCAUUGUCCUGGAAGUGGCAGAAGGAGAGAUUUUUGUCAACGACGCUGAGAUCCAGAAGUCUGCUCUCCAGGUCAUCAUCAACUGCGUAUGUGCUCCAGACAAACGCGUGUCCAGCAUUGGAAAGUUCAUCUCUGGAACUCCUCGUCGCCGUCUGCCACAGCAAAGCAAGGCCAGCGAGAGCGUGCUCGCAAAGAUGUGGAACGUGGUGCAGUCCAACAAUGGCAUCAAGGUGCUGUUGUCUCUGCUGAUGGUGAAGAUGCCUAUAACAGACGCUGAUCAGAUUCGUGCCUUGGCCUGCAAGGCUCUGGUGGGCCUGUCUCGUUCAACUACCGUCCGGCAGAUCAUUAGCAAGUUGCCUCUGUUCAGCAGCGGACACAUCCAGCAGCUCAUGAAGGAGCCGGUUCUCCAGGACAAACGCAGCGAGCACGUCAAGUUCUGUAAAUACGCCGCGGAGCUCAUCGAGAGGAUUUCCGGAAAACCUCUCCUCAUCGGAACGGACGUCUCCCUGGCGUGGCUGCAGCGAGCCAGUGUUGUGGCUCAGUCCAGAAUCUCGUUCCCAGAGAAGGAGCUCCUGUUACUCAUCAGAAACCAUCUUGUGGCCAAAGGUUUGAGUGAUGCAGCUGCCACACUGAGCAAAGAGGCAGAUCUCCCAAUGGUUUGCGUUUCCCAUUCCUCGCAUACAAACCCUGCGUUCCCAUGUGUCCCUGUUGCUCCCUCCACCUCCUCCCCUGUCACCACAUUACCCAGGACCCCGCGGUUGGCAAAUGGCGUUGGGUCAAGAUUGACCAACCACGCCUCCACCCCUGGAUCCAGUCAUUCCCAACCUCGGACUAGCACUGUAGCCCAGCCCACACCUUCUGCUUCCACCUUUCCCCAAACAAACGCUCAUCAAUGCACUAACGGCUCCCCAGUCAUCGGCCGCAUUUGUUUCUCUCGUGAGCGACAAACCAUAAGCUGCGGGAGUAUAGGCUGCAAGAAACCGCGUGGGCUCAGACAAAAGUCUGACCAUGGCGCCUUCAGUCAAAGCCCAGCAAUGAAAAAACAAUUCGACAGACAUUUGCCCUCCCCUCCUGCGUUGGACAGUAUUAUCACAGAGUAUUUGAGAGAGCAGCAUGCACGAUGUAAAAACCCUGUUGCCACCUGCCCCCCCUUCUCGCUCUUUACCCCACACCAGUGUCCUGAGCCCAAACAGAGGCGGCAAGCACCCAUCAACUUCACUUCUCGCCACACGAGGAGGGUCAUCUAUCCCAAGUACGGAGGAGUGGACGGAGGAUGUUUCGACAGACAUCUCAUCUUUAGCAGAUUUCGUCCCAUCUCGGUGUUCAGAGAAGCGGACGAGGACGAGAGCGGCUUCAUGUGCUGUGCCUUUUCGGCUCGAGAGCGGUUCCUGAUGCUCGGGACGUGCACCGGACACCUCAAACUCUACAACGUGUUCACGGGACAAGAGGAGGCCAGCUACAGCUGCCACAGCUCCGCCAUCACACACCUGGAACCUUCACGGGAUGGUUCACUGCUUUUAACAUCUGCCUCUUGGAGUUAUCCUCUGUCUGCGCUGUGGGGGAUGAAGUCUGUGUUCAUUAUGAAGCAUUCGUUUUCAGGAGAUCACUACGUGGAGUUCAGUAAGCUUUCACAAGACCGGGUCAUCGGCACAAAAGAGCACAUGGCAAGAAUCUAUGACAUCCAGACGGGACAGGUGACGCUGACCCUCAAUAAUCCCGAUCUGGCAAACAACUACAAGAGGAACUGUGCGACUUUCAACCCCACGGACGACCUGGUGCUGAACGACGGCGUGCUCUGGGACGUCCGCUCGGCUCAGGCCAUUCACAAGUUCGACAAGUUUAACAUGAACAUCAGCGGAGUGUUUCAUCCCAACGGACUGGAGGUCAUCGUCAACACGGAGAUCUGGGAUCUAAGAACCUUCCACCUCCUGCACACUGUUCCUGCCCUGGACCAAUGCAGAAUAGUCUUCAACAAUAACGGGACCGUCAUCUAUGGAGCCAUGUUGCAGGCAGACGACGAGGACGACAUGAUGGAGAUGCAGAUGAAGUCACCGUUUGGCUCCUCGUUCAGAACCUUCAACGCUACAGACUACAAACCAAUAGCAACAAUUGACGUGAAGAGGAAUAUUUUCGACCUUUGCACCGAUACAAAAGAUUGCUAUCUGGCAGUGAUUGAGAAUCAAGAUUCAGUCAACACGGACACGGUCUGCCGCCUUUAUGAAGUUGGACGUCAGCGAUUAGCAGAGGAAGAGGAGGAUGAGGAAGAUCAGGACGACGAGGACCAGGACGAUGAUGACGAUGACGAUGAAGACUCUGACGAUGACGUGGACACGGACCCUCUGAUGGCGGAGCUGGAGGAGAACGACCAGGACGGAGUGGAGGACGAGGACGGAGCCGCAGAGUUCUCUCCCUCCGACGACGACGCGGAGCAGCUCCUGGAUGAAGACGCCGACAACGUGGGCGACGACGAAGACAAUAACGAUGACGAUGAUGACGAUGACGACUCGGACAACGAUGACGUGGAUUUGGACGGAGACAAUGACAGCUCUGACAACUCUGACCUUGAGGACGACAUCAUCCUCUCUCUGAACGAGUGA